This is a messenger RNA of Didymodactylos carnosus, 579 nucleotides long. NCBI's taxonomy places the organism in Eukaryota, Metazoa, Rotifera, Eurotatoria, Philodinida, Philodinidae. The record is from the annotation of a GenBank genome assembly.
AUGGAUCGUUAUCUAAAUCGUGAAAGAUGGGAAACACUCUUCAUGUCAUUAGCCAAUUUAAAACAAAUUCGAAUUGAUCUUACAUCUUGUCUUCAUGGGACAAUCGAUUUAGAGGACCAGCAUAUAAAGGAAACUAUUUUACCAUUAUUUAACAAUCCAAACAACAAUGCUUCUUCAAUAGUACCAAAUUUUUGUGCUCAAUUACAUUACGGAAAGGAGUGUCCAUGUCAACUGAAACAUGUACAUUUACAAUCUAUAACAGCUCGAACGGAUAAAGCAAAUUUAAUCCGUACCAAAGAAGAAAGUGAAAUUAAUGAACAACGAGUUAAUGGUAGUUAUCAGUCCGUUUCAGCUUAUGUAGGUAUUCGCAUAAAUGGUAUUUGCAACGUGACUGGACCGAUUACAUUAGGCAAUGUUAGUCGGUGUGGCACGGGUAAUGGUUGCAGUACUCCAGUACUAAUCAAAUCUCAAACAUCAGGUUUUCUAGCUGAUCAUCCUUUACGUUACGUUCAAACCAAUGUACAUGCGUUUGUCCAACAUACCAAAAUCAAGCAUAAAGCAUUCUUUCGAAUAGAGUGA